This is a messenger RNA of Zeugodacus cucurbitae (melon fly), 7104 nucleotides long. It is a transcript of the gene Alk, whose product is annotated as ALK tyrosine kinase receptor. Gene Ontology annotation, cellular component: membrane; signaling receptor complex. Bases 1059 to 6713 code for a protein of 1884 amino acids. Lineage: Eukaryota; Metazoa; Arthropoda; Insecta; Diptera; Tephritidae. The transcript is spliced from 15 exons. Gene Ontology annotation, molecular function: transmembrane receptor protein tyrosine kinase activity; ATP binding; protein binding. Gene Ontology annotation, biological process: positive regulation of kinase activity; protein phosphorylation; multicellular organism development. The record is from RefSeq and is a predicted model, not a curated record.
UAUGUAUAUAUAAAUUUAAGCAAAAUAGUCUAACUGUGUGUUGUGUAUGUGUGUGUUGUUGUGCAGUUAGUACUAGCAAGUGAAAAUUAAAAAAAAAAGUUGUACAAACACACAUAAAAACAUAUUUUUCACAACUAAUGCUGCUACAACUUUUUCAACGGCUCCAAACGGUAUAUACGAGUAACAGUAACGAGAAAAGUAUAACUGACUGUAUAUAUGUAUAAGAGAACAUAUGUGCAUACAUAUAUACUAUAUAUGAAUCUGUGUGUAACGUACUUACGAAUGACUCUAAAUGAGUAGAGAAAAGUACGUUGCGUGGCAGCACCAAAUGCCAGCUACUACGAUAACAACAAUAACAGCAACAGCAGCAACACUCGCAGCAGUUCAGUGAUGAAAGCACAACAAACAACAACUUCAACGCCAUCACCUAAAACUGUACAGCUUCAGCUGAAACAACAACAAUUGAAGCCUACAGCAGCAGCAAACCCUAACUCCAACAGCAGCAGCAAGCUAGUAGCUAAAACGGUAGCCGUAACAGUGGCAGCGCAGCAGCAAACAACUCUCUUCGACCACAGUCUGUCGACAUUUCUGCAGAGUUUACGCAUACAUAAUUAAAUCUCGCACAUAAGCACGCACGCUCGCCCAAAAGUUUUUCACUUUUUUAUUAACAACAAUGCUUCCAAGUAGGGAGCUUCCUAGUGGCACAUUGAAGACGUGGCUGAAUGCAUAAUUCAUCCAUGUUUAAUAACGUAGAAAACAAUACGUGCGAAAUAAAAGAUGAUCAAAUCUCUUGCAAAUAAAAUACUGGAAAAUGUACCAACCGAGCCGGCGAAAGUAUUACCAAAGUGUGGGAAUAAAUUUAAAAGUUAAACCCAAAACAGCGCCGUCAAUGCAAAAGACUUGAAAGUGUUGAAUUAUCAAAGAAUAUAAUAGCAACUAAAAAGUUUUAGAAUUGUCAACAAGCAGUGAAAAAUUAUAAGAAAAACAUAUACAACUUAACAGCAAAAGUACGACAGACACCAAAGAAGCGCGCAACACCAAGCCUUCCUUUACACAAAAUGCAACACUGCGCGGCAAAGAAGUUUACAGCUUCGACGUCGACGCCGUCGUGGCCGCUGCAGGUCUCCUCGUUAUUAACACCAACAUCACACUCCCUGCUCAACAUAUUAUGCACAUUCUUGGUGCUAAGCAGCUGGACCGCGCUAACGCCGGUCGAAUGUCAGCGCCCACUGCUCAAUCACACCAGCUACAACUCGAUUGCCGCGGCACAGCAGCACAACUAUUUGGGCAGUGGCAAACAGCUGCGCAAUGGACGCACACGCGAUAUGCCAAUACCACAAGCAACAAUGUCCACAUUGACGCAGCGUGGCAUGUUGCCCUACGAUGAUUUCGACGGUACUGAUGGUACGCGCAUGCCACCCUUGGCUGGACGCGGUGGCCGUGGCGAGACGAGUCGACGGCGUCUAAAUCUCUCCGGUUUGGGUGCUGGUGUUGGACGCCCGGAUCGUGGCAGUGGACGACGUGGCAUCGAAUCGUUGCGUAAAGAGUUGAUGAAACCGUCGGUGGGUGGACCCGGUGGUGGUAUUAGCGGGACCAAUGUGGGUUAUCCAUCCUAUUCGGCGACUUCGUCCAUAGGCAAGAUCGAUGGUUUGGGUAGUUUGGGACCGGCUGAACGUUAUGGCGAUCAAUUGCGUCCCGGUGUGGAAACACUAUAUCCGUCGCACUAUCCGCCGCAGUUCGUCGUAAAUCAAGCUGCAGACGCCACCGACGAUAAACCGUUACGUUUUAGCCCAAAGAAGUCCUACAAUUCCAUCUCGGAAAUACGCAAAUUGAAUAAGCAACGUUUUCCGCCACAAGGCCAAGCCGACGAACCGGAUGGCGGUGUCACCAAUGGAAAUAUCGAUGGCGAUGACGGCGACGUGGAUGUGCACCGAGAUCCACUGGAGGUGAUCAAAGAGAAAAUGCGCAAUACAGCGCCAAAAUCGAGUCCCUACGAAACACAGACCGAUUCCACACCCUCCUCGGAAAUCGAAGAUCAGCUUGGUGUGAAGUGUACAUUUGAGAAUGCUUGCGCAUGGAAGUGGGCCGAAGGCCUAUACGACGGCUUUCAAGUGAUUAGCGGCACUGAGCUCGUAAAAAAGAAUAUGACCGGUCUAUACCCGGGACCCAUUGCAGACGCAACUGAAGAUGGAAAUGGACACUUUUUAUAUGCGCGCCUGCUACCCACCACUGAGCAAGUGAAUCUCACAUCACCACAAUUCAGCACAACCAUGGAGAAAUGUUACCUCGAGGUGUAUAUGCAUCAAAGCGAUAUGAGUCAUGGAUUGUCGCGUGUCGUCGUCGAACCAACGGAUUCACAAGAGAGUUCGUGGGUGCCAGCCGAAAUUGUUGGCGACAACUAUCGACAAUGGGGACGUAAAUUCUAUCGUCUUGGACGCAUAUCACGUGACUUCCGCAUUGUUUUCGAGAUUGUGCCCAAGUUGGGUGAAAGUCAGAAGGCGCAUGUGGCCAUCGAUAAUUUGCAUAUGGUGAAUUGUUUCCCUGAGGGCACCAAAUCGGAGAAGUGCAGUACAUCGCAAAUCAAAUGUAUGAUGAAUAAAGUGCCGGUUUGUAUACCGUUACCGCGUAUUUGCGACAUCACCAAAGACUGCGAUGAUGGCGAAGAUGAGCUGCUCAAUUGCGACAAAAUCCCUUAUGGUGGACGCUGCGACUUUGAACAAGACUGGUGCGGUUGGCGCGACUCGGGCAAAACCAUGCUCACGUGGUCGCGUCAUACAGGUGCCUCACCUACACACGAUACCGGUCCCGAUGGCGAUCAUACACAGCAGCAUCUCUUGAAUGCCACCGGCGGUUACUAUAUGCUCGUCAAUAUGAAUCAACAUAUGAACAACUCGGAUAAGGCGUCACAAGUCGGUUUUGCCAGUAAUGCGUUCAUGAUCAGUAAAACUUUUAAUCCACCGCCGCUGGUGCACGGUAAUCCCAACUCACCGUACAGGAACUCUUGUGUAGUACGGUUUUACAUACAUCAGUUCGGUAAGAAUCCAGGCAGCAUAAAUUUAUCGGUUGUUGAGAUGAAGGAAAAGGAGAAUAUAACGACGACGCUUUGGUGGAGCAGUAAGAAUCAGGGUAGUGAUUGGCUGCGUGCAGAAUAUAUACUACCGAACAUCACGUCCAAGUACUUCUUACACUUCGAAGCACGUAAAGGUAUGCGUAUCUUCUCAGACGUAGCAGUCGAUGAUAUUUCCUUGAGUCCCGAAUGUUUCGGCAUUAAUAUACCGAAAGAGCAUCUAAACGGUUAUAACUACUGGGACGUGCGGCAUAAUUUCCGAAGUCCAUCGCAUAAAGACUAUGAACAUAAACACUAUCUGGAGUUAACAACAUGUGACACGCGUGGUAUGAUAGGACCGACACAGCUCGAAUGCGAGGUCUCCUAUAAUGAGAACAACCAAAGUCAUGUGCUACAAGAGGUGCAAGUUAUCGACGAAGAAAGCACCUAUAAAGGCAUGCAGAAAUGGAAGGUGCCACAUGAGGGCUACUACACCAUUAUUGCUAAGGGCGCCAGUGGUGGAUUCGGUUCCGGUGGCGUUGGCUCAUCGCGUGGUGCCAUGGCAGUUUCCGUACUCGAGCUGCACAAGAAUGAGGAGCUCUUUAUACUUGUUGGUCAACAGGGUGAGAAUGCUUGCAUCAAAUCGUUGAGCGCUAGUCGUGAAGAUAGCUGUGGCGCAGAUGGUGAGGAACUCGAUUUGAGCAAAUAUAGUUUUAGUUCGAAACAACAUAUGGUGAAAAACAUUUACAUUGAGAAUGGUGCUGGCGGCGGCGGUGGUGGUUCCUUUGUCUUCCUGCUAAACUCCGCGAAGAACGAGGCGGUACCACUACUGAUUGCCGGUGGUGGUGGUGGACUCGGUAUCGGACAGUAUAUUGAUGAAGAUUUCCAACACGGCCAAAAGCCGAAUCCGAAUCGUUUUGGUAUUACCGGACAGAUACACGGCGACCAAAUGAAUCUGAAGACUGCAGGUCCCGGUGGUGGUUGGCGCGCCAAAACUGACAACGUCUUAAGUUCGAAGUAUGGCGCGGCACUCUUACAAGGUGGACGUGGUGGUCACUCCUGCUACACUGAAGGUUUAGGCAACAAUGUCACCACCGCAAGAAAGCACGGUCAAGGUGGUUUCGGUGGCGGCGGUGGUGGUUGCAAUACUGGUGGUGGUGGCGGUGGCUAUGCCGGUGGUGAUGUCUAUCUAAAUGAAUCGAACGGUGAGGGUGGCACUUCGUUUAUCAGUGUUAGCCGCAGCCUCAAGGAGUUUAGCAUUGUCUAUGAGGGCGCAAGUAGCGGUUCUGGUUCUGUAAUCAUCAUACCGGCUAUCGAGGGCUGCGGUUGCGAUUACCGUUGUAUAGCUUUGGAUGAAUAUCGUUCGUCGGUACGUUGUAUAUGCCCGGAUGGUUGGCGUCUCAAAAAAGAUAACCAAACUGCAUGCGAAGUGCUAGCCGAAGAUCGCAUGCCAUUUUCAUAUCUCAUCGGAUUCUUUAUAUUCCUGGUUGUGCUAUUGGGCGCUGCACUUACAGCGCUCAUCGUAAUUUUGUACAAUCGCUAUCAGCGUAAAAAGCAAGCUAAACUAAGACACAAGAUGCUGUUGGAGCAGGAUCUACAGCUCAGUCGUCUGCGGCACAACAUCGACGACUCAAAUCUGACUAACUUUAAUCCCAACUAUGGUUGCGACGGCAUACUAAACGGACAGGUAGAUGUCAAACAGCUCCCACAAAUUGCACGUGAGAGCUUACGACUCGUGAAAGCACUAGGACAAGGCGCCUUUGGCGAAGUUUAUCAAGGUUUCUAUCGUGCACGUGACAAUGAUACCGUCGAAAUGCCUGUAGCUGUGAAAACUCUACCGGAAAUGUCGACACGCCAAGCCGAAGAGGACUUCUUAAUGGAAGCAGCCAUUAUGUCAAAAUUCGAUCAUCCCAAUAUGGUACACCUACUUGGGGUUUGCUUUGAUCGACAUCCACGUUUCAUUGUACUCGAGCUACUGGCAGGUGGCGAUCUGAAGAACUUUCUACGUGAGGGGCGCAGCAAACCCGACCGUCCAUCACCGCUCAUCAUGAAAGAUCUGCUAUUUUGUGCACGAGAUGUAGCUAGAGGUUGCGAAUACAUGGAGAGUAAACGUUUUAUACAUCGUGAUAUAGCGGCACGCAAUUGCCUGCUGAGCAGCAGGGGUCCCGGUAGAGUUGUGAAGAUUGCUGAUUUCGGCAUGGCGCGCGAUAUUUAUCGCAGUGACUACUAUCGCAAAGGUGGCAAAGCCAUGCUACCAAUUAAGUGGAUGCCACCGGAAGCGUAUGUUGAUGGCAUCUUUACGGCCAAAACAGAUGUAUGGUCAUUCGGUGUCCUAUUGUGGGAGGUUUUCAGUUUAGGCAUGAUGCCAUAUCCGGGCUUACAGAAUCCUGAAGUCAUGAAACUGGUUGCUAAUGGUGGACGCUUAGGCGCACCACCUGCUUGUCCACCAGCCAUUUACCGCGUUAUGGCCGAUUGUUGGAAUCCUACACCAGAAGAUCGCCCCAAUUUUCACAGUCUGCUACACCGCAUACUCGAGGUCAAUAGAGAUGAAGAUCUAUUAGAGUCUCCUAUACCGGAGAGCAUCUUUCGUCCGCUCACAACCGACCGCGAUCCGGUUGUAAUGCAUCCACCAGGCGGUGAAGAAUUCUGCUUACCCAUACCGCAAACAUCCGACUAUCUGAUACCGUUACCGAGCGGUGCCACUGUCGGUCUAAUCGCUAACAUGGACUACGCCAGCGCAACUGAGGGUUCCUAUGACUCUACCGGCGCCGUAGCCACCAUUUCAACGGCAUGCAGCGCCAACAUCUGUACGCCGCCAGCUGUUGCGUCACCUGAUGCACCGAAUGUCGAAUUCAAUCUAGACGGUGCCGCAAUGGGUGGCAGCGACUGCUGGGAAACUUCCUUCAUCUUACCCAACUCAAAGAGCGAUCAGCCGCUAUUAAGCGGUGCCGUAGGCGGUGUAAGCACAUCAACCGCCAACGACUCGCAGCGCAGCAUACAUGACGCCAUGCUGAAUGGUGCUGUGGCAGCAGGCAAUUUGAACAACGGACACACCAGUAGCAGUCAGCAUUCACCGGUACUGCACAACGGCAUGAAUGGCAUCAAGAUGAACCAGCUCAAUCACAACAACAACAACAAUAAUAAUCACCACCAUCAUCAACAUCCACACCAACACCAACAUGUCGUACACGAAAUGGAGGAGGCCAAACUGAUCAGCUUGGAUACGCCACAACCGACACCGACUACCAUACAGCCGCCACUGUCAUUCUCCUCACAAUUGGACGGCAUCACACUCGAUCCGGCGGCGCUCACCAAAAGUCUGCAGCAGCAUAAGGUUGGCGCUGGUGGCGUUGGUAAGUCAGCCGCCACCUCAUCCUAUGCCAACGUGCAGAUGAUGCCGUCGUCGGUGAACGCAACGCAUCAAAUGAUUGGCGUAGAUGUGGCAAUGAAGGAACUGCCCAAUGGUGGCGGUAUCAUAGGUGGUAGCGAAAAAAUUAACGGUAUGAUCGAUGCAGCGCUGCAAAAUGGACCGUCCGGUGUGUUGAAUGGUGUGGCGACUGUAAAUGGUAACGGUGUUGCGGCGGUGAACGCGGAUACGGCGGCGCCCUUCACAAUACAGGGUUACAACGAUCGUUACAAGGAUAAACAUGCCGAAAUCAGCUGUUAGACGGCUGAAACGAAAUGCAAACAGCUGUUUAACGGCCGACAACAGCUGAGUGUACACAGCUGUUGGGCGCAACUACGGUGACGACGACGGCGGCAGCGUUAAACGCAGCCGGGUAACGAGUCAGCGGUGUACAGGGUGUGUUGGUUGUAUUGUAUUUAAUUUUCACACAAAGAAAAUACAUAUUUAUUUAAGGAAAAUAUUUAAUAAAUAAUAUAAAAAAAAUAUUUAAUAAAAAAUUACAAAAAACAAAUAACUGUAUGUAUGUAUAUACAUAUAAGUCAAAUAAAUAAAAAAAUAAAUGUCAUAACUUUUAGAUAUUACACAAGACAACAGGAACAUAAAUUAUAAAUAUCCCAAAGCAGAACUGGCUGAUUUUUACGAAAACAAAUAU